AUGCAAAGUGUUACGAUUUCACACAUGGCAGCACUUCGUCAUGCACUUUGGUUCGAAGAAAAUGCAAAAAAUUCUACCAUAAAAGUCGUUAUUCGUUUAAUUAAAGAUAUUCGCAACCGUUUCGAACAAUUUGCUGCAUUAAAUGUAUGGAUUAUUGAACUCGUUUCACAUUAUGCAGUAUUGAAUACUCCAUCGGAUCAACCAUUAUCCACCAGUCAAGCUUUUUGCCGCUUUUUCCAGUUGCUGGCUGCUGGACUACUUUUGCCUACAUCACCCGCUCUUCUCGAUCCUUGUGAGCCGGAUCGACGAAUUCAUCAAUGUUUAACAUAUGAAGAGAUGGAUCAGAUAUGUAGCGUUUCUCAAACAUUGCUGCGGAUCAUAUGUCAUGGUGGAUACAAACAUGUACUUGGACUGGAAACAUCAAAAGGAGGUCUUGUAACUGAAACCACUUUUUGGGGUGACGUUGUUGUAACACCUCUUGAGGCAGCCUAUACCGACAAAGUCAUGGAUCCACUCUUUGCUGAAGAAGUUAAUUCUCAAAAGGAAAAAAGUGUUGGGAUGGAUUUGUAA
Dracunculus medinensis (Guinea worm) is the source of this 570-nucleotide messenger RNA. NCBI's taxonomy places the organism in Eukaryota, Metazoa, Nematoda, Chromadorea, Rhabditida, Dracunculidae. The record is from the annotation of a GenBank genome assembly.